Astyanax mexicanus (Mexican tetra) is the source of this 4090-nucleotide messenger RNA. RefSeq names its product golgi reassembly stacking protein 1a (gene gorasp1a). The transcript has 9 exons. Gene Ontology annotation, cellular component: Golgi apparatus. Lineage: Eukaryota; Metazoa; Chordata; Actinopteri; Characiformes; Acestrorhamphidae. Gene Ontology annotation, molecular function: protein binding. Gene Ontology annotation, biological process: Golgi organization. The record is from RefSeq and is a predicted model, not a curated record. Bases 154 to 1401 code for a protein of 415 amino acids.
GGCUCGAUUACUCUGGCCUGGCCAGCUGGACAACAUGGCUCCUGAGUGAUGACGAGUCUGAUCCUCGGCUCCGGAUCCCGCAGUUUAAGAGUUUAAUAGAGUAAUUAAACAGCAGCAGCCUGUACUCAGAGUACUGAGAUAACUCAGGGAGAGAUGGGUCUGACCCAGAGCGGCGCGGGGGCGGAGGGAGGAACCCACGGGUAUCACGUGCACGGGGUUCAGGAGAACUCUCCCGCUGAGAAAGCUGGACUGGAACCGUUCUUCGAUUUCAUAAUUUCCAUUGGUAACACUCGUCUUAACCAGGAGAAUGAUCUGCUGAAGGACCUCCUGAAGGCUAAUGUAGAGAAGGCGGUGAAGAUGGAGGUGUUCAACACGAAGAGCAUGAAGUUCCGGGAGCUUCAGGUUGUUCCCAGCAACAUGUGGGGCGGGCAGGGACUUCUGGGAGCCAGUGUUCGCUUCUGCAGCUUCCAGGGAGCCAAUGAAAAUGUCUGGCACGUCCUAGAAGUGGAGGUCAAUUCUCCGGCCUCUGUGGCUGGACUUCGGGCAUUCACUGACUUCAUCGUGGGAGCAGAUCAGGUCUUACAGGAUGCGGAGGACUUCUUCUCUUUGAUUGAAGCUCAUGAAGGAAAGCCACUGAAGCUUCUGGUCUACAACACUGAGACCGACACCUGCAGAGAGGUGCUCGUCACACCUAACGGAGCCUGGGGGGGUGAAGGCAGUCUCGGAUGCGGAAUCGGAUACGGAUAUUUGCAUCGGAUCCCGGCUCGCCCCGACAGUCCUGAGUACACAGAAGCGAAUCGCUCUCCUAAUACAAGACAUGCUGCAGAACCAUCAGCGGAAAAUGCUACAAUCACAGAACACUCAUUAAAUGAAGAUCCAGACCUGAGCUCGACCCCCCCUCUGCCCCCCCCUAUCCACAGAGUCAUGGAUCCAGAUGAGUUGGAGGGGAAGAUAAACUUUGAGGUGUCUGAAGCGGAUGAGAGGAAACUGGAUGUCUCAGUUUCAUCAAUCGACAUGGAAAACACAUCCCUGGCUAUUCAGGAGGACAAGGACAGUGAGCUACUGGAUGUUGGAGAUCACAGUGAGCACCUGGGAGCCCCCGCUGAGACGUUUACAGCUGCAGACCUGAUCUCCUCCUCAUUCCCGGAGCAGCGGACCUCACCUAUAGACGAAUCUCUUCUGGCGAAUCUCUCGCUUCACUCAGACCCACACGCUCCUCAUCUGGAAAACAGCUCAGCUCCCACUAAUACCCAGUUACACUCAUCAAGCCCCUCCCCUCCUCCUGAAAUCCCCUUCCCAUCUGCGGCCCUGCCCAGUACCCACUUUCCUUUAGCCUCUGUGAGUUUAUCAUCAGAAGCAGAAGAAGAAGAGUCUGCAGAGCGUAGAUCUGACCUGGACUGAUGGAGGGCUGGGCUGAGUGAGGGUCUGCAGGGUCAGUGAGUGCUACUGCUCCACGGUUCUGUUGAAAUAGCUGCUUCUGAAUCACUGGAGAGACUCUUGCGUUGUUACUGUGUGGUCAGGGACUGUUUUUAAAGGGGGGCUUCACCAAACAUCACAUCUGAUUUAAUCUGAUCCUCAGAUGCAACAGUUUUGUACAUAGCUCAACACAGUCAAGACGGUUUUAAUAUAAUUUAUAAUCAUUGACAAAUAAGUACACACCAAAAGAAGUACUAGAAGAAUCUAAUGAAGCUUUAUAGGUGUAAAUGUAAUGAUAAUAUAUGUAAGUAAUUACGAAAUUACAGUGAAUUAAUAUGUUUAUUUCGGAAAAAUGGGAAAUUGGGUAUGGAAGGUACAGGUUUUGUAUAGCAUCCUGCAGUACAUUUACCCACAGAUGUUUAAGCUGGGCCUGUAGAUCCUGCUCUACACUCAUAGGGUGCCAAAGCCGCAUCCCGACUGGUACCAUAUUUGCAUGAUUAGCCAUGAAUCUGGCAACUGGGCAGGACAAGGAAGUGUUGGAAUCUGGCAAAUACAGACCUGUAUACAAAUCCCUUGCUCUGUGUGGGUGAGCAUUAUCCUGCUGAAAAUGGCGAUUUUAAGCCCUGCCACUGUGAUGAUUAUUGGCUUACGGAUGGCAUAGAUGGUGAAGAAUUUGUCAAAAUCUAGUGAUACCCCUUUUUCAAAGUGGAUAAAAAAAGUCUUCCAGUGCAUUGUCCAGGGUUGUGUUGCAGUCUCACAACUCCCACUAAAAAGUACACUACUAAAAAGUAGCCUCUAUUAGCCUUUUAAUAGGGCAGCACAAUUUCGCCCUCUUGCAACAUGAUACAGUGUCUAAACAGACCACACCUGUAAUCAUUUACAUACCUGCCUAAACACAACUAGCUUCGUGAUUGUUUUGUAAAAUCCUUUUAGCAAAUUUAUUAUCCAAUUAAUAAAAAAAAUAAAAAAACGGUAUAAGGUGCCAAAAAUCAAAUAACUAAAUAACCCAGAAGAGCUCAGAUGUGAAAUAAGGUGAACUUCCCCUUUAUUAAUUAGCAGAAUUAACUAAAGAGGUAAAAAUCAUCAGGUUUUAAACACUAGUCUUUAAUUUAAGUUUCUGGUUUAAUAAGGCUUUAUAAUAGUUGAGUAAUAUAAUGGUUUAAUUGUAGUCAUUUUUUAAUCAGUUUUACUUUGAUUUGAUUUGAUUGAGUCAUUAUUUAAACUACACAUGUGGUGCUUGAAAAUUGGUGAACCCUUUUUCUAUAUUUCUGCAUAAAUUUGACCUAAAACCUCGGCCAUUUUCAUUUAUUUAUGGAGGAAAAUGUUUAAAUAUUACAUAAACAGCUCUGUUAAAAAUUAAGAGGACCACUUCAGUUUCUCUGAUUGUGCUAUUUAUAGGUUUAUGUUUGAGUAAAAUGAACAUUGUUGUUUUAUUGUAUAAACUACAAACAACAUUUCUCCCAAAUUCCAAAUUAAAUAUUGUCAUUUAGAAAAAAAAAGAUGCAGAGCUUUCAGACUUCAAAUAGUGCAUAGAAAACAAGUACAUAUUCAUGAAGUUUUAAGAGUUCAGAAAUCAAUAUUUGUUGGAGUAACCCUGGUUUUUAAUCACAGUUUUCAUGCAUCUUGGCAUGUUCUCUUCCACCAGUCUUACACACUGCUUUUGGAUAACUUUAUGCCACUCCUGGUACAAAAAUUCAAGCAGUUCAGCUUGUUUUGAUGACUUGUGAUCAUCCAUCUUCCUCUUGAUUAUAUUCCAGAGGUUUUUAAUUUGGUAAAAUCAAAGUGGUCUCUUAUUUUUUUUUCCAGAGCUGUGUAUGAGAGGUAUUUGGAAAGUGUUUGGACCUUUACUUUCAGGAAUUUUAGUCUAUUGGAUAGCCUACUAUGGAUUAAUAUCAGGACUUUUACUUGGCUCUAUUCCAAAACAUUACAUUUAUUUUCUUUAAUCAUUCUUUGUUAGAACAAUGUGUGUGCUUAGGGUCGUUGUCUUGCUGCAUGAUCAGUGUUCUCUUAACAAAGUUACCUUAAUUGACCUUGUCGACUAUUACACACCUUGAUGUAAAGAAAACUGUGCUCCCACUCACACCUGUUGUCAUUUUAUUGAUCUUGCAUUUUAUUAGUCUGUAAUAUUUUUUAUCAUUUGUCUAUUUGUAGGUAUUUAGAACAAAGUUGUGCAUGUUGAAAAUUCCAAGGCUUCUAAACUUUCAUGCACCACUGUAUGUAUGAGUGAUUAGGUGUGUGAUAAACAGGGUAAACUGGGGCUGGAUUUAUGGAGAUUCUUUGAUUGUUUUAUAGUAUAUGAAUUGAAUCAUUUUGUGAUUAUUUUGCUUUUAUUUGUUUUAGAUUUUUUUUAGUGUGAAUGAAUUUGAAGAGGUACAGAGUGUUAUAGAGGCUGAUAGAGUGUGAUAGAGAUGGGCAAACAGAAACUAUGCCUGCUAUAAUAAACCUUUUAGCUGGAAUGUGUAAAAAAAAAAAAAAAACCUGCAUCACUGUGCUUCACUUUUGAGGGGUGGGAGGAGUUUUAGUUGUGUUUACAGAGUUUACACUUCCAGAGAUAAUAGGAGAUGCUGGGUCUUUUAUUGGAUUCAUUAUCCUUUUAUUUCAUGCCUGCUGGUCAUAUCUUUCAGGACUGAGACUUCUCACUCUAAUAAAACGAGGCUCAUCUCAUAUAAAAACA